CGCCAUUCCCUGCCUCCCUUUUUCGCUCCCUUUCUCCCUGGAUCUCCGUCGCCCUCGUCCUUCCCUCUUCCAGUCACUCCCUGCUUGACUCCCCUCUCCUUUCUACUACGCGUAUCCGUCGCCAACGGCCUCAAGUUCGUGCGCGUCGCUGAGAAACGCCCCCCCUUAGCCCGCAGCAUCUGCCAUGACGCAGGGUGCCAAGGCGCUGGUCUGCGCGCUCGCCUGCGCGGGCGCCUGCCUGCUGCUCCGCCAGGCCGCCUUCGCGGCCCCUGGCGGCGCGGCCGCCACCACCUCCGCCCCGCGGGCGCUGCGCGGCGCAGGGGCGGCGGCGCCGCACGAGGCGGCUGGGGCUGGCUCCUCCGCGUCCCCGCUGAGCCUCGGCCUUGCCGUGGGCCUCGCUGCCGGCCUGGCGGCGGUGGCGCGCCGCAGCGCGGCUCCCCGCCGCGCGUUCGCCGACGGCCUCGUGGGAUCGGAGUACCACGGCUGGGGCAAGUACGAGUGGGACCCCCUGGAACUGUCCACGACGUACCCGGAGCACUUGGCCUGGUACCGCGAGGCCGAGCUGAAGCACUGCCGCGUCGCCAUGCUGGCCUUCGUUGGCUUCAUCGCGCCAGAUGGGUUCCGCAUUCCGAUCCCGCAGCUGCAGGACAGCUCUCUGGAUCUCAUCAACGCCCACAAGAAGCUCAUCGGCCCCGGCCUCGGGGAGGGACCCAUGUGGUGGUUGCUCGCCUUCUGCGGCGUCGUCGAGUCCUUGCGCUUCAGUCAGCUGGGUCUCGGCUUCGAGAAGCUCACCCUGGAGAAUGCGGGCGACCUGAAUUUUGGAAAGGCCUCCGCCGCAUCCCGGCGGCGUUAGGCAGAGGAAGAUGGGGUGAUGAGGAUGAAGGGAGGGAGGGAUGGAGGGAGGGAGGGAGGGCCGCCGUCUGGGAGUCGCCGCACUUCCCCUUCACCCCAGGGAGCUGAUGCCUUUCGCCCCGGCGGGCGCGGCAGCGCGGGGGCGUCGCCCACCGAUGUGUUUUUCAAACCGGCCCCAGCCUCGUGCCGGCCCGUCGGCAGUGGCGGCGGAA
Messenger RNA from Prorocentrum cordatum, 1064 nucleotides. The record is from the annotation of a GenBank genome assembly. NCBI's taxonomy places the organism in Eukaryota, Dinophyceae, Prorocentrales, Prorocentraceae.